Aethina tumida (small hive beetle) is the source of this 7556-nucleotide messenger RNA. RefSeq names its product adenylate cyclase type 9 (gene Ac13E). Lineage: Eukaryota; Metazoa; Arthropoda; Insecta; Coleoptera; Nitidulidae. The transcript is spliced from 11 exons. Bases 1963 to 6321 code for a protein of 1452 amino acids. Gene Ontology annotation, biological process: intracellular signal transduction; adenylate cyclase-activating G protein-coupled receptor signaling pathway; cyclic nucleotide biosynthetic process. Gene Ontology annotation, molecular function: adenylate cyclase activity. The record is from RefSeq and is a predicted model, not a curated record.
AGUCAGUGAAUCUGGUAUAAGUUCCUUCUGUGGCUGAUCAAAGAAGUUCGCGCCCCUGUCCUGACCAUCAAAAUAGUUGGCUGUGUCCUAGUCAAGUUAUCAAAGAAAGGAGCCGGCUCAGGCAUAGAAGCACUGAAAUAGUUGGGCAGUGUGGCAGUUGGGGGUGGUUCCUCCACACUGUGAAUGGAACUCGUCAUACAGUUCGUCGGGGUCCCAUUCUCGGGCGUCUUUUGCGAGGCGACAUUCUGUUUUCGCUGGUCCUUUAGUUCCUUGAACUGAGAAAAUUGGAUUUUGAUCAGUGACAAGUGAUGAUGUGGCCUGUUUUAUUGGUUGGGACUUAUUGGCAGCGGGAUUUGGGAUUCCGGAGUAAAAAAAAUAUUUAUAUUAAUUUACCCUUUUUUGUCAGAUGCCAGUUUUUAUGCUCUACAUGGUUGGUAUUUUAAAUUUACUUUACUUUUUAUAUAUUUAAUAGACGUAUAAAAUAAACAACAUUCAAUUUCUUGUAAAGAAAAUAAAAAACAUUCAUAUUUUACUUUUCGUUAGACAAUCAAAUUUAUCGCACCAAGAUACAGUAAAUUCCCAGUUUUUGGUCCCAUAUUUGUUAAAGUAUUCAAAUUAGGUAUCACAUUUAUGAUCAAGUAGUUUUUUGAAAUUGAAGAAUCGGUAAUGUUCGGGAACUUCGUUUGUGUCGGUAUUUGGAGUUUUCAUUGGUUAGAGGCACGCCUCGGCUUCCCUACUAUUGAAACAAUAGCAAGACUUUCAUGCGCAUGCGCGAAUGUUGGAACCAAAUACAAAUAUUCAAGAUUUACUUAUGAAAUGAAUUGGCGCGAAGAGGGACAUUUAAAAGUGCCUCUGGAAAGACUGCACACAAAAUAUUCAUUGAAAUUUAAUGUAAAAUUGUUAUUGAUAGUUUAACGGUCGGUUUUCCAAUAUAUUAGCGCUCUACCUCAUACACUGAGGUUUCAAACUUCCUUUUAUUAUAUAUUUGUUGUAACACAAUGCAUUAUGUCUGGUAUUAGGACACCAAGACUCGGUCCAGCAACCAAAAUAUGCAAUUUACUUCCACACAAGCUGCCAGGAAGUGAGUGCAAUGAUUGUGUACCGAUUUAAUGAAUACAAAUUGGUCAUUAAUCAUAGAAAAACAAAGUAGUUAAGGACCGAAGUCAAUAACACACAUAAACAAACAGUUAAUUAAGUUAUUUGAAUCGCGCGUGUUGUGGAAGCCGACGAGCACAUUCCACGCGACGUUUUACACAUUCCGUGUCACUUGAAACAGAGAGCAUUUCGCACCCGAUAAGACCACCGGCGGAAUCCGCAUUAUUUACCCAAACUACUCCACAUUAUUAACCGAUAAGCCGAACAACAAACAAAUCAGGUUGUUUAUCUGAACAUCAUCCCAUUCAUUUUAAUCAAUUUAGCGUAUGCAUCGGUCCACGAUAAGGGCUUAUCAAUCAUACACACACACGCCCAUUUAAUAUUGAAAUGGACCGUAAAUAUUUGCAUUGUUUCAGGAAACAAUUUCAGCACGGGUCCUUCUGCCUUGUGCGAUUCGUGUGCGGUCAAUGCCGGCGAUCCGAGUGCGUGGUCGCGGAGUGGGGAGGCCAGAUCAUCUGUCAAAUGUCAAUCACAUUUGAUUCGAUAUAGGUUGAGUUGUUUUUUUUACACACACACAUACAAUACGAGUGGUUUCACGGGCGGAACAUGCGACGCGCCGCACUUUCGACCGUGUCGCUCCACUGAAGUCGCGACGGUUGGACGGGAAUGUUUGUUCGUCGUGUGCACGGGUCGAUUUCGUCGGUUCACGUCCGGUUGUGUUUGGGGUGCUGCAUUGGGGUACGUGUGCCGUGCGCUAUGUGAUUCUGUGGAAUAUUUCACUGAGUUAAGGAGAUAAGGCUUGCGACACGGGACACGUGACGCGUCCGUCAAGAAUGAUAGAAUGACCGACUGAAAGAAAGAAUUGAGAUGGAACGCGUCGGCGACAGCACACCGUCCGACUACCUGAACGAGGAGGAGAACGUGCAGCUGGCCGCCCUCGAGCCGAACCUGCAGACGUGGGCGCUGACCGGUCUGCAGGACGAUGGCGGCGGCGGAUGUUGGAGCGGCUACAUGCCGGUGCCGUUCGAACGGGCGUCGAAACGAAGCUGGUGGGAUCCCACGUUCGAUUCGGAGGUGCUCGAGGAGCAGUUCCGUGCAAGCUCGAAUCCGCACAUACGGUACAAGUUCAGGUACGCCCUUGUGUACAUGUUCAUGGUGACGCUGGCAUGGUUCCUGUACUUCCUGGUAUGCGGUUUCGUGUACACGAAAACCCCGUUCUACAUUACGUACUUGCUGGCACUGACGAUGGUCUGCAUCCUGACCUUGGUGGCGUUCACGUUCACGAAAAAGUACCACCGCCACGUGCCGGACGUUUCGGUGUUCGCCGCCCUGGUUUUGGCCUCGCUGAGUCUGGUGUUUUUGAGCGUGGCCCAGUUGGAGGCGGGGCGGAUGCCCUCGGGUUACUUCGCAGUUUGCGUCCAGGUCCUGGUCCUGGUUUACGCAUUGUUACCGCUGAAGUUGUACGUGUGCAUCGGACUGGGCGCUGUUUUUUCCGUGACCUUCGAAAUCGCCUCGGCUAAAUUCGGUAAAGGGCCCUCGGAAGGAGAGUAUAAUGCUUUGCAAAUAGUGGUGAUCAAAGCGCUGACGCAUUUGGCGUUGCAUCUGAUAGGCCUGCAUAUAUUUCUGAUGUCGAAUGUCCGCAUGCGCAGCACCUUCAUGCGAGUGGGCGUGUCCCUGCUGGUACGUCGACAGCUGGAGCUGGAGAAAAAAUUGAAGGAGAACAUGAUCCACAGUUUGAUACCUAAGAGCAUCGUCGAACGAUUGAUCCGCGACAACGACAGCAACGACAAGCUAGAUGCCAGACGCAGAAGCUCGCAGGACACAGGGAACGACAUAAAAUCCUUGUUUAGGCCGUUCAAUAUGUCCAUAAAGGACAAUGUUAGUAUACUGUUUGCGGACAUUUGUGGCUUCACCAAAAUGUCGAGUAACAAGAGUGCGGAGGAGUUGGUGGACAUUUUGAACAAUUUAUUCCAAAGAUUCGAUUUGAUUUGCAAGCAGAACAACUGUGAAAAAAUCUCCACGUUGGGUGAUUGUUAUUAUUGCAUAAGUGGGUGUCCAGACGAUAACAAGGAUCACGCCAAAAAUUGUGUAGAAAUGGGCCUCCACAUGGUUGAAGCCAUUAAAGAAUACGACAAUGAAAAGAAUCAAGGUAUAAAUAUGAGGGUGGGAAUCCACACAGGAAAAGUAUUGUUCGGCAUCGUCGGAACGAGGAGGUUCAAAUUCGACGUGUGGAGCAACGACGUCACCUUGGCUAACAGAAUGGAGAGCACAGGAAAGCCGGGAAUGGUGCACAUCUCCGAGAAAACCUUAAAAUUCCUGGACGAUCAGUACUUGACCGAGGAUGCGGAACCAGUUUUCGGUUUACAAACUUAUUUUAUUUUGGGCAGAAAGAGCGACCGCACGCCCAGCUACAGCGGCAGCUUUCGCGCCGAAGGCCGUCAGAAGUACACCAACUCACUCCAGUUGUACGUGCCGACGCCUACCGAUGUGCGUUCGUUGACGCCGAACGCGCACGCGUCCAUGUCUCCCCAGACACGCCCUCGAGUCUUGUCCUGCGACACGAGCGCCACCUACUCGAAACACCUCGACGUGAACCACGACCCUAACCUGUUGUCGCCCGGAGCCUGCAAGAUUAAGGCCAGCAGUCUGCCUAGCAUUUUAGACACGGAGAUCGAGGGUGGACAGGAGGGCUCGGAGGCUGUGGUCGGUGUGAACGGCAGGAAGAACGUGAGUAACGGCAAAUACUCAGUUAAAAAGAAGAACUGGAAGAUUCCCAGAUUCAUAAGAAAGACCUCGGAGCAGAGGAAUGAGGGCGAGACCGACGUGGUUAUUGCGGACGGUGGAUAUCAGCAAGUGCCAACCAUCAUCGAGUCUGGCCACAAUGCGAAGAAGAAGGAGAGCGUGAUCAGCGUCCCGGACCAGUCCGAAGGCGAAGACCAGUCUGCCAACAUCGACAUCAAGUCGUAUAUUAGCCAGUCGCGUAGCGAUAUGUUGGGGCUCUCCGAUUAUAGCCCUGGUGUCGCCAGUGACUUCAUACGUGUCGGCAGCUAUAGGUCACAAUAUGGGCGACCCACAAACAACGAUUUUGCAUAUUUGAAUCGUGCAAACAGCAAUCGGUCAAGACGUGGAAGGUCGCCCAGUCAGUUCGACGGUAGCUUCGAACCUACAGAAAGGGCGCGAAGCGCCACCGUUGUUCUCGGGGCUUGCAACUUCAGUUUCAAUCGCCCACUCCCCAAGCGUUCCUUGGAUAUCUCCUCCAAAAUGUCCAGUAAUGCAAUACUGGACGACAACUCAAUCGGCAAUAGUCGUAAGGAUUCGGGGAUCAGGAGUAAUUCGAGGCGGAGCAGCAUCCAACAACCGGAUUCGACUCUGAACUCGGAUUUGCUCCAGCAUCGCGUCUCCGGCUACUACACGUCGUCCCAGAGCACCGUCAACUCUCCCAUCGGACCCAACAGCUCGCUGGGCAAGCACGAACAGGUGUUCAAGAACGGGCAUUGCAUAAAAAACUUGCGGAAGCAAAGCGACCGUCAGCUGAUCAAAUGCGUGCAGGACAACAGCAAGUCGCAGUCCAAUUACUUCAUAAAACCACCACUAUCGCAAAUCACCUUGUUCUUCAAGGACAGGGCGAUGGAGGAGAGUUAUAGGGCACACGUGCACUCGAUACAGGAGAACGACACGCUCUCCGACUCCAAAUACAACACGUACUUGGACGUGUUCGUGAGCACCAUAGUGUUCAUUUGUGUCACGUUCGAGUUGCUGGCGUUGUACGGGACGACGACCGGUUGGAUCGUCGGUCUGGUCGUGCUGGUCUGUUUGCAGGGUUUGGGCAUAUUCCUGUGUUUGCGCAGGGUGAUCUCGCAGGGAGAAGUCGCCGCAUUUACCACCAGUUUUUUCAGAUGGAACCUGUACGGCACCGUGUUGGUGACGUUGCCAAUGUCGUUCACGUUGAUCAACUACGGGUACGACAAGUUUACGUAUGAACAUUUGCACUUGUACAGCUACGUGCUGUUCCUGUCGCUCGUGCACUUCUGUAAUUUCACUCAGGUUAAUUGUUGGGUGAAGAAUUUCGUUGCGAUCGUUUGCUGCGUCGUUUUGGUGGCGCUGAUCUGCAACCACUUCACGGUGGCGACCGACUUGCCCGUCACUGGGCUUGCGCAAGUCAAUCAUACGUUUGACACAUCGAAUUUUACAACACCAAGUAACAAUAGUCGGCCAAAGCGAAGUGUCGAAGAGGACACCAUAGAUUUAAGUUUCAUGAACGACACUUUGCUAGUCGAAGAACCCAUUCCGGUUGUGACUGACAACGAAAUAGCCAAACAAAGGAACACCAGGGACUCCAACAAAACUAUCACCGUCACCAUAACGAACGAUUAUACUUAUACACAGACGUAUCUUCCGGACAUGUACAUCAACAUAUUUUUGCUGCUGGUUUUGGUCAUCUGGCUGAACAGGGAGCUGGAAAUCGGCUACCGCCUGUCGUUCCACGCGAACUACGUGUCCAACAAGGACAAGAUCAACGUGGAGUCGCUGAAAAACCAGGCGGACUACUUGAUUUACAACAUAGUGCCCGAACACGUGGCCGAGAAACUCAAAAAGGACGCCAAAUAUUCCGAAAACUUCAAGGACAUCGCCAUAAUAUUCGCCAGUAUUGUCAACUUCAACGACCUCUACGACGAAACCUUCGAAGGUGGAAUUGAGUUUCUGAGAGUCCUGAACGAACUGAUAGCAGACUUCGACGAACUAUUGGACCGCAAGGAGUUCCAAAGCGUGGAAAAGAUCAAAACGAUAGGCAGCACCUUCAUGGCGGCAUCCGGCCUAAACCCAGAACACCGUCGCAUGCAACGAGACAAAAACGAACACCUGUACGAACUAAUGGAGUUCGCCUUGGAGCUGCAGAACGUCGUCAACCGCUUCAACGAGGAUUUACUGGAGUUCAACCUGAUUUUGAGGGUUGGCUACAACAUUGGGGACGUCACGGCCGCCGUCAUAGGUAACACCAAGCUGUACUAUGACAUUUGGGGCGACAGCGUGAACAUUGCGUCCCGUAUGGACUCGACGGGGGUGAACGGGAGGAUCCAGGUGGGCGAAAGGUGUUUGGAGUACCUGGACAAGCGGUACGAGUUCGAGUCGAGGGGCCCGGUUUACGUGAAGGGCAAGGAUAAUAUGAAUUGUUAUUUGUUGAAGCGCAGACGAACGUCUGACUUUCUAUGUGUGCCCGAAACUUAAGCACUUUUGUAAAUAUUGAAACAAUUAAAUUAUUAACUGUGAUAAAAACAUUAUACUGAACCUUCUUUGUAAGAACAAUGAAACACAAGGUUUUUAAAACAAUGGUUUUGAUAUAUUUAUAUUAUUAUUUGAUAUUUAUUUGUACGCGAGAACAUAAUAUUAUAAAUAGAUCUCAAUUUUAUAUUGUACAUAGUUGUAUUCAUAUACAAUGCGGGCGUCUGGUCCGAAAUGCCAUAAAGCAACACCAGGUGGGCACAUUUUUAAACCUCAACCGUACCAAAACUUAAUGACUUAAAACGUUAUGUGCUACCCUGGGUGUUGUUUUGUAACAUUUGAACAAAUUUGUCCAAGCUCACGCCUAAAAAGCUCUUUCAAACAAUUUUAUACUGUCCCUUGAACUUUGCGCUUUGUAACAGACGACCAAACAUUGUUCCUCUCUUGUUUUUUUAUCCAAAAGUGAAUGCAAAGUUGAAUGGGGACAAUUCUGAACUCGCCUUUCUGAACUUGUACAACAUUUUUAAACCUUUUUACUGUAACGAACUCAAUUUUACUGAUGUAUUAUUAAUAGGUGAAUCAAAUUGUAGUUUGUACGAUUUAUAUACCGUUUGACUGUGCUAUUUACUUGUAAUAUAGCUUGUACUUUUUUGUAUAGUACAAGUUAAUAGACAGGAAAACAAAUUGGAACUAUACAACUAUUUUAUACGCAACUUUUUCAAUUUAAUACGCUGAACUAAUGAUUAACGAACGUUACUUUGGCCUAUAAAACUUCACCUUAUAGAUUAGUGCAAUAAUUAUUUUGUUAUAAUGAACAAAUAUGAGAUUGAAUCCGGGCAGCUUUAAUUUAAAAUAAAUUACUGUUCCUAAAUUAAUAAAAUGUAUACCCUAACAAAAGAUAUUUAUGUUGAUGUAAGGGUGACUGUCCGUUGUGAUAUUCAGGUAGUUUUCGUCGCAAUAACAAUGAACAAACUUUGCAUUUCUUUACUCAUGAACAGUCGCCCCGAAGAUGCAUUUAUUAUUUGUAUAUAUGUAUUUAAUGAUGGAUGUCACUACUGUAACUUUUGUAUAUAUUUAUUUGAUCGGGUCGCGCUAAUAGAGAAUAAUUCAAGUGCCUUGUGGAUUAUUUAUUAUCGCUUUAUGUUUCCAUUAUUUUUUUCGGCACCCUUGUAAAUGUAUUUAUUGUAAUAACCUGAUGUAACCUCUUCUAUUUGAAAUAAAUACAUGCUGUGACUAAAUGA